Haemorhous mexicanus (house finch) is the source of this 1640-nucleotide messenger RNA. RefSeq names its product C-type lectin domain family 6 member A-like. NCBI's taxonomy places the organism in Eukaryota, Metazoa, Chordata, Aves, Passeriformes, Fringillidae. Bases 347 to 1192 code for a protein of 281 amino acids. Gene Ontology annotation, cellular component: external side of plasma membrane. Gene Ontology annotation, biological process: biological process involved in interspecies interaction between organisms; immune response. The transcript is spliced from 6 exons. Gene Ontology annotation, molecular function: carbohydrate binding. The record is from RefSeq and is a predicted model, not a curated record.
AAAGAUCUUGACUGACUCCUCAGAGUCCAACACCACUGGUGGUGAUUGGUCAUUGAGUAAAAAAAUUAACAUGAACCCAAUCAAACAAUGAUCAGUUGGUAAACAAACUCCAGACAACGUUCCAAGGCAGUAAACACAGGAAAAGCAAUCAGAUAAUAAUUGUUUUCAUUUCUCUCUGAGGUUUCUCAGCUUCCCAGGAGAAGAAAUCCUGGCGAAGGGAUUUUUCAGAAAAUGAGACAGUGACACUCCUCUUCAUCUGUCUCCUUUCUCUUGGUGACAUUCUGGGUUGCAGUGAGUAUUGCGUGAAGUGCCCUGGAAAGGUAAUGAUGGAACUUCCCCAAUCUCCAUGUGCUGUGGGUACACCCAGGAUAUGUCUUUUUCAGCACAUCAGAUUAGAGCCUGUGAAGGCCCCUCACCAGUGUGGGAGGUGCCCUGUGGAGGAGGAAGGCUCUUUGUGGCCACACUGGUAACGGGGACCCUUGGAGAGAAGAGUGAUCCUCCUGUAGAGAUGAUGAAUGGCCAAGGGAGAGUCAGUCCUGGAAGUGCAGCCCCAGCAGAAGAGAGAGGCUGCACCUGGCUGAACAUCUGGGUCUUCCUUAUUUUUGCCCUUGCAAUCAAAGCAGCCUUUGUGACCUUGUGCCUCUUGUUUAUGCUGCACCCUGGUUUCAGCAGCUCCAGCUUGCUUCCCUUCUGCCACAGCAGUGAGCAGCCCUCAGCCCUGCAGCAGCACUUCUCGCAGUGGGAGUGUGACUCAGCGGGGCCACAAGGCACAGACCGAGGCUGGACAUGCUGCCCAAAGGGCUGGAGAAGGUUUCAAGGAAGCUGCUAUUUCCUGUCCACUGAUAAGAUGAACUGUGCUGAGAGUGCAGAGAACUGCACUGGGAUGGGCUCCCAUCUGGUGGUGAUCACCAGCAGGGCAGAGCAGGAAUUCCUCUUCAAGCAGCAAAAUCAAGAUGUGAAAAGAGAGAAUUUAUACAUUGGUCUGUUUGAGAAGGGGGAUCAGUGGCAGUGGGUGGACAAGACUCCAUACAGUGUGACAGCAGCGUUCUGGCGAAAAGGAGAACCAAGUAAUAACUAUGGUGAGAACUGUACUGUAAUGCAUUUGCCUGAAGGGGCCCUCAAGAACUGGAAUGAUGUCAUACCAACUACGAAGCAACAUCGAAUUUGUGAAGCUGCAGCAGUAAUUGUGUGAUGGAAAUACCCCUGUCCUGAGUAAAGCUGGGAGCUCAGCAGGGAGCUGGGAACAGCUCUGGCUGUGCUGGGAAGGGUGGGGAGCUCUGACACAUUUUCACUGUGUGGGGUGGGACCAUGCGUGUGCAAGUGAAAUGAGCUUUGUCCAGCAUCCCCAGUGCAUGUGGUGGCUCAGGGAACACAGGGAGGCUCAGGCUCAUUGGAGCAGCUCUGGGUUUCUUGUGUCCUCUUCUCUCUGAGUGGUUCCAGCAGCCUCUGGCUGAAAAGAGAUGGACUUCUCCAGGAGGAAGACACUGGAAUGGAAGCCAGAUAUCCUGAGAUGCAAUGUCCUUUGUCUCCUUGAGCAGAGCUGUUUGCUUUUUUUUUGAAAAUGUCCUCUAUCUGUACUGGUUGUGCUGAACAAAUUCUGAAAUGUUAGAGAAGAGAAAAUACAGUAUCAGAACAAUGAA